CGACCUCACCAAUCCCCGCGCCUCGUAACGCUAUCCUCUCCUCUCCUCUCCUCGCCUCGCCUCCUCCGCCUCCGCCUCAUCCCCACCACCACCACCUCCUCGUCCUCCGCCGCCGCCGCCGACGCCGACGAGGAGUAGCGGUACCGCCUCCCCCCCGAGGAGCCCCCGUGACGACGCGGGAUCCCACGACGGCGAGGGAAGAUGGAGCUCCUCCCCCUCGCCUCCGCCAAGCCGUCGUCGGCGACGUCGGCGCCGCCCUUGCCCCGUGCUGCCGCGCCGCUCCUCUUCGCGCCGCUUAAACCCCUGCCCCUGCUGCGGUUCCCGCCGCGGAGGGCCCACGCGGCGAGGCGGCUCCGCCCGGCGGGGAGGCGUGGGCUGAGGCUCCUGUGCUAUGCGGCGGCGGGGGGCGCGGGGGAGGAGGUGUUCGGGCCGAGGAGGGAGCUGGCGGGGGUGCAGCCGCUGGUGGAGGCUCUGCCGCCCGCCGCGAGGACGGCGGCGGAGCUGGCGGUGGCCGCGGCGGCGGUGGCGGCUGGGUACGGCAUCGGGCUCCGGGCGGGCGGGGGCUCCAGGGCCGUGGCGGUCGCGGGCGCCGCGGUGCUCGGCGCGGCCAGCGUGGCCGGGGCCGCCGCGGUCAACUCCGUCGUGCCGGAGGUCGCCGCUGUGGGGCUGCACAACUACGUCGCCGGAUGCGACGACCCCACCAACCUGGAGAGUGGUGAGGUCGAGGCUAUCGCGAGCAAAUAUGGAGUUAGUACACAGGACGCAGCCUUCAAAGCAGAGCUCUGUGAUUUGUAUGCCAGGUUUCUUUACUCAGUACUUCCUCCAGGAGAUGAAGAUCUCAAAGGUGAUGAGGUUCAGACCAUUAUAAAAUUUAAAAAUGCUCUCGGACUCGAUGAUGUUGACGCUGCAAAUAUGCACAUGGAGAUUGGUAGGCGCAUAUACAGAGAAAGGCUGGAAACGAGGGAUCGUGAUGCUGACAUGGAACAGCGGCGGGCAUUUCAAAAACUCAUAUAUGUAUCAAACCUUGUCUUCGGGGAUGCAUCAACAUUCCUGCUACCAUGGAAACGUCUUUUUGGGGUCACUGAUUCUCAGAUUGACAUUGCUAUGCGGGAAAAUGCCAAGAUCUUAUAUGCAUCACAACUCAAGUCUAUUGGGAGAGGUCUUGACAUAGGCACACUCAUUGAAGUAAGGAGAGCACAACUUGCUUAUAAACUUUCUGACGAGAUUGCUGCUGAGAUGUUCAGGGAGCAUGCAAAGAAGUUGGUUCAAGAAAACAUUACGCCAGCUGUGGACAUCAUAAAGUCGCGUACCAAAGCAGCGAAUAGCCAAACACAGGUUGUUGAAGAAGUGAAGAGCAUCCUUGCUUUUAAUAGUUUGCUUAUAACACUAAGCAAACACCCUGAUCAAGAUAGAUUUGUUCGUGGUCUUGGACCUAUUUCAUUAGGUGGAGAGAGUGACCAUGAUAGGAGGGCUGAUGAUCUAAAGCUACUCUAUAGGGCCUAUGCAACAGAAGUUCUUUCAGAUGGACGUCUGGAUGAUGAGAAGCUUGCUCCUUUGAAUCAACUGAGGAACAUAUUUGGACUGGGCAAGCGUGAAGCAGAAUCAAUCAUGUCAGAUGUUAAAGCUCAAGUAUACAGAAAGAGACUUGCUAAAUCAUUUAACAGUGAGUUGGCAGCGGCCCCUAGCAAAGCGGCGUUCCUCCAAAAUAUCUGUGAAGAGUUGCAGUUUGAUCCAGAGCUUGCUAGUAAGAUGCAUGAAGACAUUUACAGGCAGAAGCUUCAGCAGUUUGUAGCAGAUGGAGAGCUGAACAAGGACGAAGUGGAAGCUUUGAUGGCAUUCCAAGUGCGUCUCUGCAUUCCUCAAGAAACCGUUGAUGCUGUCCAUUCAGAAAUCUGUGGCCGGUUGUUCGAAAAGGUGGUUGUUGAAGCAAUUUCAUCCGUUGAUGGAUAUGACACUAAUAGACGAGAGGCUGUUAGGAAGGCAGCACAAGGUCUGAACUUGAAAAAGGAGGCUGUCAUGACCAUUUUCAGUAAAGUGGUACGGAAGUUAUUCCUGAACUACAUUCAGAGAGCAAAAGCAGCUGGGAACCGCAUUGAAACUGCAAAAGAGCUGAAAAAGAUGAUAUCUUUCAACACGGUUGUUGUAAGUGAGCUUUUAGCUGACAUUAAAGGAGAGCCAACAACUGCUGAAGCUGAAACAUCAAAUGCAACCUCAGAACCUGAAAUCAGUGAGUCUGAAGGAGAUGAUGAUGAAUAUGAAUGGGAACAGCUGGAGACAUUAAGGAAAACUAGGCCUGAUAAAGAGCUCAAAGAGAAGUUGGCAAAGUCAAGCCAGAAAGAGAUAACCCUCAAAGAUGACAUUCCAUUGAGAGACAGAGCUGAGCUGUAUGAAACAUAUUUGAUGUUCUGUGUCACUGGGGAGACAACCAAUGUUUCAUUUGGAACAGCAAUCUCCACGAAGAAAGACAAUUCAGAGUAUUUAAUGCUAAAGCAAUUAGGAGACAUACUUGGUUUGACCCAUAAGGAAGCUCAAGAUGUUCACAUUAAGAUGGCAGAGAAGGCAUUUGUGCAACAGGCUGAAGUGAUUCUUGCUGAUGGGAAGUUAACAGAAGCCAAGGCUGACCAGCUUGCAAAGAUACAGAAGCAAGUUGGUCUACCUACUGAGUAUGCACAGAAAAUUAUCAAGAAUAUCACAACAACAAAGUUGUCUUCUGCAAUUGAAGCCUCUAUUUCUCGAGGACAGAUUGGUAUACAGCAGGUCCGAGGAUUGAAAGAAGCAAAUUUUCAAUUGGAUAGCUUGAUAGCAGAACCACUUCGAGAAAAUAUUUAUAAAAAGUCUGUUGAGGAGAUCUUUUCAUCAGGCACAGGUGAAUUUGAUGAAGAGGAAGUGUAUGUAAAGAUUCCAGCUGAUCUCAUCAUUAAUGCUGAGAAGGCCAAGUCGAUUGUCCAGGAUAUUGCAAAAGUUAGGUUGGAUAAUGCCCUUGUUCAAGCUGUUGCUCUUCUUCGGCAGAAGAAGAAAGAUGAAGUGGUCUCAUCCUUGAACGAUUUGCUUGCAUGCGAUGCGGCUGUGCCUGCUUCGAAGCCCCUAUCAUGGCCCACGCCAGGAGAGCUGGAUGAUCUGUACGGCAUUUACAUGAAGAGCAUUCCGAAGCCUGAAAAAUUGUCAAGGUUGCAGUAUCUUCUUGGCUUAAGUGACGAGAAGGCUGGGCAGAUUCGGGAUGCCGCAUCAGCAGGCACACUAUCAGUUGCAACCGAAGAGGAGGAUGAAUUGGUAUUCUAG
Messenger RNA from Oryza brachyantha (malo sina), 3279 nucleotides. Its product is annotated as protein TIC110, chloroplastic. NCBI's taxonomy places the organism in Eukaryota, Viridiplantae, Streptophyta, Magnoliopsida, Poales, Poaceae. Gene Ontology annotation, cellular component: TOC-TIC supercomplex I. The coding region runs from base 202 to 3279 and encodes 1025 amino acids. The transcript is spliced from 15 exons. Gene Ontology annotation, biological process: protein import into chloroplast stroma. The record is from RefSeq and is a predicted model, not a curated record.